UCAUCCAGCGGUUGGACCCCUUGUUUGGUUAACUGGUUACUUACAACAAAUGCAAUAGGAUUUCAAUAUUUUUAUGUUAAAUUUCUUUACUCAAUUUUGACUGAAUUAGUUUAAAACUUUUCUUAUACACAGAAGAUGAGAGAAAUUUGAGAGUAAUCAUCACAAUUACAGUGACUAUUGGAGCGAUUGCUAUAGCCAGCACUGCUUUCUUCUUCUGCAGGUGGAUGGCUAAGAAAAAGAGAGAGACAAUGCAUUGCAAGAUGGAUUACUAAAUAAUAUAAUUUGCAACAACAAUGAAAAGUAAAAGCAAUGAGAGUUUACUGUUUGACUUCCUAAACGACAUGAAACUCCAAGAUCUACUAAUCUUUAAUUUGGAAGAAUUGGCAACAGCAACAAACAACUUUGAUAUGGCUAAUAAGCUUGGACAAGGUGGCUUUGAUCCAGUCUAUAGGGGUAAAUUGCAUAAUGGACAAGAAAUAGUAGUGAAGAGAUUGUCUAGAGCGUCUGGGCAAGGGUUUGAAGAAUUUAUGAAUGAGGUGGCGUUGAUUUCUAAACUCCAACAUCGGAAUCUUAUUAGACUUCUUGGUUGCUGCAUUGAGGGAGAAGAGAAGAUGUUAAUCUAUGAAUACAUGCCAAACAAAAGUUUGGAUGCAAUUCUUUUUGAUCAAGAGCUUAAUCCAAAAAUAUCGGACUUUGGUAUGGCUAGAAUAUUUGGAGGCAAUGAAGAUCAAGUCAAAACUAUAAGGGUUGUCGGGACAUAUGGUUAUAUGUCUCCUGAAUAUGCAAUGCGAGGGCUAUUUUCAGAGAAAUCAAAUGUCUUUAACUUUGCUGUUAUUAUUAGUGAUUGUCAGAGGGAGAAGAAACACUUGCAUUUGUGAUGAGGAGCAA
This is a messenger RNA of Quercus lobata, 888 nucleotides long. Its product is annotated as G-type lectin S-receptor-like serine/threonine-protein kinase At1g11330. The transcript has 5 exons. Gene Ontology annotation, molecular function: protein serine/threonine kinase activity; ATP binding. Gene Ontology annotation, biological process: protein phosphorylation. Gene Ontology annotation, cellular component: plasma membrane. Bases 294 to 878 code for a protein of 194 amino acids. NCBI's taxonomy places the organism in Eukaryota, Viridiplantae, Streptophyta, Magnoliopsida, Fagales, Fagaceae. The record is from RefSeq and is a predicted model, not a curated record.